GCUUUGCGCCUUCUAAAACCCUAGUCCAGAACGAACUAAAACCCGCAACCGCGAAGCCACUAGUAGAAGGCGGCGGCGGCGGCGAUGGGGAGCGACACGGAGACGGAGAAGAAGAAGACCCCGGUGGCGCUGAUGCCCAUCGCGAAGCCCCUCGCUGGAAAGAAGCUCUGCAAGCGGACCCUCAAGCUCGUGCGACGAGCCUCUGAGGCCAAGUGCCUCAAGCGCGGAGUCAAAGAGGUAGUCAAGAGCAUUCGCCGCGGGAACAAAGGGUUGUGUGUGAUUGCUGGAAAUGUUUCUCCUAUUGAUGUGAUUACACAUGUUCCUAUACUAUGUGAGGAAGCUAAUGUUCCUUACAUAUAUGUUCCAUCAAAAGAGGAUCUUGCGACUGCAGGAACCACAAAGAGGCCGACUUGUUGCGUCUUGGUUCUGACCAAACCAACCAAGGGGGAGCUCAGUGAAGAGGUGAAGGAUAAACUGAAGUCAGACUAUGACCAAGUUGUAACGGAAGUUGCUGAGGCUACGUCUGCAAUGUUCUGAGGACCAUAUUAUCUGAGAAUCAGGCAACUCCAUGUGCACAUCUUUCUUGGUGUAGUAUGUAACUUGAUCCUGUCAACCUGCCCUGCCUGCUUGGAACAACCGCACCAGUAUGUUUUGCAUGGUGGCUGGAGCGAUAUGACUAUAUGAGUUUACCUGCAUAUUAUGGACUAUCCUUGUUGGCGUAUUAUCCUAUUAUUAAUGAUUAGAUUUAGCCAAUUAUAAUCAGUUCGGUGACCACACUGUUUCCUUGGGUUGUCGAAUCUUGGUAGCUAGUAGGCACGUUCCAGGUCUUGUGUUGAUGACUUGUCACAAGAUGUGCCUGUAAAUCUUGCGGUAUCUUAGCGCCUUAUAUCAGGAUCA
This is a messenger RNA of Sorghum bicolor (sorghum), 897 nucleotides long. Its product is annotated as H/ACA ribonucleoprotein complex subunit 2-like protein. Gene Ontology annotation, cellular component: nucleolus; box H/ACA snoRNP complex. Gene Ontology annotation, biological process: snRNA pseudouridine synthesis; rRNA pseudouridine synthesis. The transcript has 4 exons. Lineage: Eukaryota; Viridiplantae; Streptophyta; Magnoliopsida; Poales; Poaceae. Bases 85 to 537 code for a protein of 150 amino acids. The record is from RefSeq and is a predicted model, not a curated record. Gene Ontology annotation, molecular function: box H/ACA snoRNA binding.